Messenger RNA from Arvicola amphibius (Eurasian water vole), 1236 nucleotides. Its product is annotated as centromere protein U-like. Bases 1 to 1236 code for a protein of 411 amino acids. The record is from RefSeq and is a predicted model, not a curated record. The transcript has 2 exons. Lineage: Eukaryota; Metazoa; Chordata; Mammalia; Rodentia; Cricetidae. Gene Ontology annotation, cellular component: nucleus.
AUGGUGGCUCGGAGAAGCUUGAGAUACCCGGAGUCCCCGGGUGCAAAAGACUCAAAGAAUGCUCUGGGAAGAACACAUUCUAGGAGACAUAGAGCUGGUCAAAAGCACAAGCCUAAGGACCCGUUUGACUUUUCGGAUAAUUCUGUCUCAAGCAUGCUGGGAGAAAUGGGAGAUGAAGAGGAACUGAAUGAAUCCUUCGACCCUCCUCUGCACAGUACUGUUAUUGAUGCCGAAGAGGAGCUGCCCAAAAGGCCGGCUGUCUUUCCAGCCACUCACAGAAGAGAAGAGGGCAGAAGCUUCAACCUUUCUGAGACUGAAGCAAGAGGAAGCAGUUCUCUAAAGAACAGCACGAAAAAGCCAAGGAGAAAGCUUGAGCCCAUCAGCGAUGAGUUUGAGAGCUCUGAAGAUGACAUAAGGAGGAAAGUGGGGUCCACAGAGAGAACACGCACACAGCAGCCCCAGGCGGCACCCCCUCCAGCACAGCAGCAGGCGGCACCCCCUAUCAAGCCAGCAGAAAACCUCAUGGCCAAGAAGACGAGACCCCAAGGCACCCAGCCCUCUGCUGUAGGAGAGACUCGAGCAAUCCAGAGACCACUGAAAACUCAGAAGAAAGUGAGGCCGUCUCCCGGCAGAAGGAAGCAAUCAGGAAGCGAAGCCACAGACUCAGAUACUUCUGAAAGUAUGCAAGUUUGGUGUCUAGAAGGAAAGAGACGUGGUGACAUCAUAGAGUUGGAUGUUAUUUUGUCUGUGUUUGAGAAAACCUUCGUGGAGUAUAAACAAAGAGUAGAGUCUGAAAGAUGUUGUCAAGCCAUCGACAAAUUUUAUUUUAAAAUUAAAGGAGAACUCUUCAGAAUGCUUGAAGACGACCAGGUGCUGAGAGCCGUGAAAAGGAGGAACACCCAGAUGAUUUCCAACAUGGAAAAGAAACGGCAGCGUUUAAUUGAAGUCCAGGAUGAACUGCUUCGAUUAGAACCACAAUUGAAACAACUACAGACAAAAUAUGACGACCUCAAGGAGAGAAAGUCAUCACUUAAGAAUUCCAUACAUUUCUUAUCUAACUUAAAACAGCUGUACGAAGACUACUCAGAUGUUCAAGAGAAAGAACCAAAGGAAAAGGAGGAGUACGACUCAUCUAGUCUUCCAGCUCUGUUGUUUAAAGCAAGAACGAUUCUGGGAGCCAAGAAACACCUGAAAACCAUCAACUAUCAGCUGGAGAAGCUCCUUGAGCUGGAAUGA